Messenger RNA from Chinchilla lanigera (long-tailed chinchilla), 2075 nucleotides. RefSeq names its product zinc finger, SWIM-type containing 1 (gene Zswim1). The record is from RefSeq and is a predicted model, not a curated record. The transcript is spliced from 2 exons. Gene Ontology annotation, molecular function: zinc ion binding. Lineage: Eukaryota; Metazoa; Chordata; Mammalia; Rodentia; Chinchillidae. Bases 473 to 1843 code for a protein of 456 amino acids.
CAAAAAAUUGUUCAGUAAAACACUGCUAUUUAUUUCAUUUUCACUUCCGGCCUUUGUGGGAACUUUUAUAGCAACACGUUGCCCUUCCAGUCCUGUAGGCUGAAGGAAGGCUCCAGAAUUGCAGUCACAGCGUUCAGGUGCGAGGGACCUCCCUCCGGCUUUUCAUUGGUUACCGCCAGCCGUGCCCCUGGUAACCCUGGUAACAGUACCCACCCUCGCAUUGCCGAGCUGGGAUUGGUCCGUGGCUCCAAAAAAAAAUCCGAAAACGAACUCCUCAGACCAUUGGCUUGAGUCGCUGCAACUUGGCGCCGUGGUUGGUCAGUUUACAGGUGCGUCUUUGAAACAAGAUCUAGAAGCCAUGGCCCAGCCUCUACCCUUGACUUCCGUGGAACUUGGGAGGCUCAAAGCCUAGACAACAGUCCUGCAGAGAAAGUAUUUUGACCUGGGCAUUUAGAUAGUUCCUGUCUCCCCCAUGGCCCUAGCAAUGCUGAAUGGGCAUCUGCUUAAAGACUCAAGUCUACCUGUGCUGCUGCACCAGGUUAGCAAGACUCCCCAACUAGAAACUUUCAACUACCAGAACUGCGUUAUGCAAGAUCUGUUUGCCCAUUUCCCUGAGAUCUUAUUUAUGCACCGCACCUAUAACCCAAGGGGCAAAGUGUUAUAUACCUUCCUGGUAGAUGGACCUCGAGUACAGCUAGAGGGUCCUCUUGCCCGGGCAGUCUAUUUUGCCAUUCCUGCCAAAGAAGAUGCUGAAGGCCUCGCCCAGAUGUUCCAGGUGUUUAAGAAGUUUAACCCAGCAUGGGAAAGAGUCUGUACCAUCCUGGUGGAUCCCCACUUCCUCCCACUGCCCACUGUAGCCAUGGAGUUCCCCACAGCUGAAGUCCUGCUCUCAGCCUUCCACGUCUGUAAAUUCCUGCAGGGUAAGUUAUAUCAGCUGUCCCUUGAACGACCCGUGGAAAGGGUGCUUUUGACCUCCUUACAGAGCACCAUGUGCUCAGCUACAGCAGGCAACCUGAGGAAGUUUUUCACACUCCUGAGCAGCUGCAUCCCCCCAGCCCAACUGUCCGAGCUCCACUCGCACUGGCUGCUCAAUGACCGCAUCUGGCUGGCCCACCGCUGGCGAAGCCGAGGUGAGAGCAGCCGCUACUUCCAGAGCCUCGAAGUUACCACCCGAAUUCUCAGUCAGUUUUUUGGCACCAACCCAUCUGAGAAACAAGGCGUGGCCUCCCUCUUCCGAUACAUGCAGCAGAACCCUGGAGACAAGGAAACCUUCAACCCGGGGCUGAAUCCCCAGAACAAUCACACCGCCUCAGAUGCCAGCCCUGAAACCCCCAAAGUAGAACAGUUGGUAGAAGCUGGCAUCCAGAAUUCCCUCAAUGCCAUCUGCACGGGGCCAGCAGCCCAGCUCUGCCUGGGUGAGCUUGCUGUGGUGCAGAAAUCCAUGCACCUCAUUGGCUCUGGCUCAGAAAAGAUAAACAUCCAGAUCCUGGAGGACACCCAUAAGGUGCAGCCCCAGCCUCCUACCAGCUGCAGCUGCUACUUUCACCAGGCCUUCCGUCUGCCCUGCCGCCACAUCCUUGCCAUGCUUAGUGCACGCCGCCAGGUGCUCCAGCUGGACAUGCUGCCAGCGCAGUGGACAGGAGGCUGCGCCACUAGUCUGGACGGCAUCCUGGGCAGCAAGUGGAAUGAGACUCUUGAUAAGUACCUGGCAGUGACUCUCCUCACCGAGGAGGUGGCUCGGCUCUUACAGCACUGCAGCAAAGAGGAGUUUGAGCAUCGGUACAGCACCCUGCGGGAGUUAGCUGACAGCUGGAUCGGCCCUUACGAGCAAGUGCAGCUCUGAUUCCUCUUCAUGUUCAGAGAUGCUAACAGACGUAUGCCUCAUGUCCUUCCCUGCACAUGUGCAUGCACACACAGUUGUGUUUUCCUGGCACUUCCAUACCAAAGAAGGACAGGGGACUUCUACUCUACCAUAGGCUGCUACCUAGCAUAUGUCUAGCUCUGUAAGAUUGGAGUCUGCAAAUGUUUUCUGUAAAGGGCCUAAUAGUAAACAUUUUAGAUUUGAUCAUCACAUA